ACUCUUUGACUACCAUUCUACUUGCUACCAACCCUUCUAUUUACUUUUUGUAUCAUGGAAUGCAAGUUACAUGAGGAACCUAACAUCAAAUCAAGACUCACGGUUCAUGCUCUAGUACAUUAUGUAAAAUCUGAUUCUCUUAGAAUGCUCAAGGUGACUAUAUAAACCCCACUAACUGUGGCUCUUUUCGGUGUAUAAACACCUGCCCAUUCCAAGAAAAAUGUCUUUAGUUGAAGAAUCACCAGACUUUCUCCAAGUCUUUUCUGAUGGAACUGUGAAACGCUUUGCACCCGGAAUAGUCCCUGCCUCAUCAGAACCAUCUAAUGGAUACCAGUUCAAGGAUGUAAUCAUUGACUCGUCGAAACAAAUUACCGGGAGGGUUUUCAUUCCUAGUGAUCCAACAUCCUUGAGUAAGCUUCCAGUUGUGGUUUAUUUUCAUGGUGGAGGCUUCUGCAUUGGCUCAACCACAUGGAUUGGUUACCAUCAUUUCCUAGGAGACUUAUCCGUUUCAUCCCAAUCGAUUGUUCUUUCAAUUGACUACCGUUUGGCUCCAGAGAACCGGCUUCCCAUAGCUUAUGAAGACUGUUAUGACUCACUUGUUUGGCUUGGUCACCAAGCAAGCUGUGAUCCAUGGCUGAACAAGGCUGACCUCUCCCGGGUUUUCUUAUCCGGGGACAGUGCUGGAGGGAACAUAGCACACAAUGUUGCUGUGAAAACUAUGCGCAAUUCACUCAUUCAUGUCAAGAUAAGAGGACUGUUGUUGAUACAUCCUUAUUUUGGGAGUGAAAAGAGAACUGAGAAAGAGAUGUCGACGGAUCAAGAGGCAGUUGGGAAUGUGGCGAGCAAUGACAUGUUCUGGAGACUUAGUAUACCUGAAGGUUCCAAUCGCGAUUAUUUCGGAUGCAACUUUGACAAGACAGAACUGUCUGUAAUCCAAUGGCGCAAUGAGUUUCCUGCUGUGACAGUUUAUGUUGCUGAACUGGAUUUUUUGAAAGAGAGGGGUGUAAUGUAUGCAGAGUUUCUGCAAAGAAAAGGAGUUGAAGUGAAGCUGGUCGAGGCUGAGAAUGAGUCCCAUGUGUUUCAUGUAUUCAAACCUGAAUGUGAGGCAACCCGUUUGCUUCAGAAAAACAUGAAGGAGUUCAUUUGGAACUAUUAGCUGCUA
Messenger RNA from Rosa rugosa (rugosa rose), 1162 nucleotides. Its product is annotated as probable carboxylesterase 6. Gene Ontology annotation, molecular function: hydrolase activity. The transcript has a single exon. NCBI's taxonomy places the organism in Eukaryota, Viridiplantae, Streptophyta, Magnoliopsida, Rosales, Rosaceae. The record is from RefSeq and is a predicted model, not a curated record. The coding region runs from base 221 to 1156 and encodes 311 amino acids.